CAUGGCGGCCACUGCAACGACGGGGACAGGAACGGCCUCGCCUUGUGGGGCUUGCAAGUUCUUGAGAAGGAAGUGUGCGAGUGGAUGCAUUUUCGCUCCACAUUUCGGGUCGGACCAAGGAGCGGCUAGGUUCGCGGCGGUCCAUAAGGUGUUUGGAGCCAGCAACGUGUCUAAACUGUUGCAUCAUAUUCCGGUGAACCGUCGUCACGACGCAGUGGUUACGAUUUCAUAUGAGGCUCAGGCUAGGCUCUCUGAUCCUGUGUAUGGCUGCGUCUCAACUAUCCUUGCCCUCCAACAACAGGUGGCCUCGCUACAAGCUGAGUUAUCGCUGGUGCAAUCACAACUAAUCAAUAGUAGAGUCGCAAUGGCCAACGUUAUGCAACAACAACAACAACAAAGCCACCACCAACAACAACAAUUAGUCGUUAUGCAACAAACCGAAUACUCCAACAACUCAUCCGCCUCCACCACUCUUGCCGGAUCAACCAUGAACAGCUUCACCGCGACAGCAGCAGCGGCCGUUAGCUAUGACGUCAUGGUUCCCGCUAACUUAAAACAUUCGUUGCAGCCUAUGCCACGGCAUCAGCAAGUUACAAUAAAUCAUCAUGAGGAUGAUGAGCAAGAGAACGGUACUGAUUUUUCGGUGGCUGUUGGUUCGACGACGGUGGCUGCGGAGGGUUUUCACCGGAUAUGAAUAUAUAACUAGGCCUUGUCUUUAAUUUAUAAUUUUAUAUAUCUCCUUUUCAAUAAUAUUGGAAAAAGGAGAAUAAUAUAUAUAGUAAUCAACAGUAUACGGUAU
Molecule: messenger RNA, 799 nt
Organism: Raphanus sativus (radish)
Lineage: Eukaryota; Viridiplantae; Streptophyta; Magnoliopsida; Brassicales; Brassicaceae
Product: LOB domain-containing protein 20-like
Exons: 2
Coding region: 2-694 (230 amino acids)
Biological process (GO): positive regulation of DNA-templated transcription; hormone-mediated signaling pathway
Cellular component (GO): nucleus
Source: RefSeq, a predicted model, not a curated record